This is a messenger RNA of Urocitellus parryii (Arctic ground squirrel), 1860 nucleotides long. RefSeq names its product solute carrier family 5 member 12 (gene Slc5a12). Gene Ontology annotation, molecular function: lactate transmembrane transporter activity; symporter activity. The record is from RefSeq and is a predicted model, not a curated record. NCBI's taxonomy places the organism in Eukaryota, Metazoa, Chordata, Mammalia, Rodentia, Sciuridae. Gene Ontology annotation, biological process: sodium ion transport; transmembrane transport. Gene Ontology annotation, cellular component: extracellular exosome; membrane.
AUGGAGGCAAAGAGCUUCAGUGUUUGGGAUUAUGUUGUAUUUUCAGCCCUCUUUGUYGUUUCCUGUGGAAUUGGAAUAUUCUUUGCCAUUAAGGAGAGAAAAAAGGCAACAUCUCGGGAGUUCCUGGUAGGGGGAAGGCAAAUGAGCUUUGGCCCUGUAGCCUUAUCUCUGACGGCCAGUUUCAUGUCAGCUGUCACUGUCUUGGGGACACCUUCCGAGGUCUACCGCUUUGGGGCAUCCUUCAUUCUUUUCUUUAUCUCAUAUACAUUUGUCAUCAUUUUUACAUCAGAGCUCUUUCUCCCUGUGUUCUACAGAUCUGGCAUCACUAGCACUUACGAGUAUCUACAACUACGAUUCAACAAAGUGGUUCGCUAUGCAGCAACUGUCAUCUACAUUGUGCAGACGAUUCUCUACACAGGUGUGGUGGUGUAUGCUCCCGCCCUGGCACUCAAUCAAGUGACUGGGUUUGAUCUCUGGGGCUCUGUGUUUGCAACAGGAAUUGUUUGCACAUUCUACUGUACCCUGGGAGGAUURAAAGCAGUGGUGUGGACAGAUGCGUUUCAGAUGAUUGUCAUGAUUGUGGGCUUCUUAACAGUUCUCAUUCAAGGAUCGGCUCACAAUGGUGGAUUACAAAAUGUAUUAGAGCAAGCAAGCAAUGGAUCCCGACUUCAUAUAGUUGAUUUUGAUGUAGAUCCCCUCCGGCGGCACACUUUGUGGACAAUAUCAGUGGGAGGAACUUUUACAUGGCUCGGAAUCUAUGGAGUUAAUCAAUCAACCAUCCAGCGAUGCAUCUCUUGCAAAACAGAGAAGCAUGCUAAGCUUGCCUUGUACUUUAACUUGUUGGGUCUCUGGAUCAUUCUGGUAUGUGCUGUCUUCUCUGGAUUGAUCAUGUACUCCCACUUCAAAGACUGUGAUCCUUGGACUUCUGGUAUGAUAUCAGCACCAGACCAGCUGAUGCCUUAUUUUGUCAUGGAGCUCUUUGCCACAAUGCCAGGACUUCCAGGACUUUUUGUGGCUUGUGCCUUUAGUGGAACAUUGAGUACCGUGGCUGCCAGCAUCAAUGCCCUAGCAACAGUGACCUUUGAGGAUUUUGUCAAGAGCUGUUUUCCCCAUCUCUCUGACAAGCUGAGCACCUGGAUCAGUAAAGGCUUAUGUCUCUUAUUUGGCAUCCUAUGCACCUCCAUGGCUGUGGCCGCAUCUCUCCUGGGGGGCGUUGUACAGGCUGCCCUCAGCAUCCAUGGCAUGUGUGGGGGACCAAUGCUGGGUUUAUUCUCUUUGGGACUUGUGUUCCCUUUUGUGAACUGGAAGGGUGCACUAGGAGGCCUCAUUACUGGAAUCACUUUAUCCUUUUGGGUGGCCAUUGGGGCCUUCAUUUACCCUGCACCAGAUUCUAAGACAUGGCCUUUGCCGCUAUCAACAGAGCAGUGUUUCCAAUCAAAUAUGACGACAGCAGCACCUCCAGAGCUAUCUAACAGGCCCACCAUUGCUGAUACCUGGUACUCGCUCUCCUACCUUUACUACAGUGCUGUGGGCUGCCUCGGAUGCAUUAUUGCUGGAGUAAUCAUCAGUUUCAUAACAGGUCACCRAAGAGGCAAGGAUGUUGACCCACUCUUAAUUAGACCAGUUUGUAAUUUAUUUUGCUUUUGGUCUAAGAAAUAUAAAACUCUGUGCUGGUGUGGAGUUCAGCAUGACCGUGGGACAGAGCAGGACAACYUUGAGAAUGGCGGUGCCUGGAAACAAGGGGCUGAAUCUGUCUUGCAGAAUGGACUCCAGCAAGAAAGCCUGACUCAUGUUCCAGGAUAUGACCCCAAGGACAAAAGCCACGACAAUAUGGCAUUAGAGAAGAUGACCUAUUUUUAG